Macroventuria anomochaeta is the source of this 1212-nucleotide messenger RNA. Its product is annotated as catalase. Gene Ontology annotation, molecular function: heme binding; catalase activity. Gene Ontology annotation, cellular component: mitochondrion; cytoplasm; peroxisome. Gene Ontology annotation, biological process: hydrogen peroxide catabolic process; response to hydrogen peroxide. The record is from RefSeq and is a predicted model, not a curated record. Lineage: Eukaryota; Fungi; Ascomycota; Dothideomycetes; Pleosporales; Didymellaceae. Bases 62 to 1123 code for a protein of 353 amino acids. The transcript is spliced from 2 exons.
ACUUAAUCUCAAGACAGACGUUGGAUUGUUGACUUACUCCAGCUACUCGACAUUGCUCAAAAUGCCUGACCAAACCAACAAUUCUACCAACGGUGCUGCCAGUGGCGCAGCACACACCCGUGACACACUUCCAAAGGAAUUGGUUGACGAGAUGCAGAGGCUGUUUGGCAAACAUGCAGGCUAUCGGACAACUCACGCCAAAGGUCUCCUCGUAGAAGGAACAUUCACACCAACUGAGCACGCCAAAACCCUCUCGAUAGCUUCCCAUUUUAACCAAGCCUCGACUCCUAUUAUAGCACGCUUCUCCGUCGGCGGCGGCAUACCUCACAUCCCAGAUGUAGACGACGGUGCCACCCCAAAAGGCCUCGCUGUUCGCUUCCUGAUCGACGAGCACACACACACUGACUUGGUCAGCCACACCUUCAACGGCUUCGCAACUCGCACAGGCGAAGACUUCCUUUCCUUUCUCCAAGUCUUCCGUGCCUUUCAGACCACCAAAGCCGCGCUCGACAAAGCCAAAGCCGCAGGAGGCGACACUACCAAGGAAACAGCUGCAUUCAAAGCAGCUGCCGGCCCCUUCCAAGCCUUCCUCGCCAGCCAUCCCUCAGCAGCUACAUUCGUCAAUUCACCCAAGCCCAACCCCUUCAACUACGGCACCAUCACCUACUACGAACCCAACACGCACGUCCUGACCAACGCGGACGGCAAAGUGACCAAUGUCCGCUACCGCCUAGACCCCGCUGACGGCGAACAUCUACACCCCAACGACUCAGCGCAAUUGAAGAAGCUCGAUCAAAGCUAUCUCGAAGAAGACCUACACGAACGGUUUCCAGUGAAACCCAUCGUCUUCACUAUUCAAGCGCACAUUGCUAACCCCGAUGACGUGCUUGACGAUGCAACGAUCCCGUAUAAGAGCACGACAUUCGUACCAGCGGGCAAGUUGGUCAUCAAUAAGGUGAGCGAUGACAAUGUUGCGAAGCAACAGCAGAUCGCGUUUAGUCCGACACCGGAUCUGUGUGGGAUCAAGGGUAUUGCGAUAAGCAAGGAUCCGCUGAUUCAGGCGAGGAAGGGAGUGUAUUAUAUCAGUGCUGAGCAGAGGAGGCAUGAGAAACAGGUAGAGUAGCCUUGUAGUAUGGGUAGAUAUUAUUGUUACAAUGUCACCGAGGACCAUCUUCUUGAGUUGUGAGUGUUAGUUCACCCUCGAGAGAGAAG